AAAAUAAGAUAUAGAAAUGGGAAGGACGAUACAUUAUUGACAAACAAGAGCAGUUGAGCGAUGUCGCGAGGCAUUGGAUGGAAGAGCAGGCGGUUUUGUUUUUGGGAAAUGGAAAAUUGAAGGAAAAAGAAGGGGGAAACAAAAGAGAGAAAUUCAGCGCGGAGAGUGCUCCUACUCGAUCGCCGCGUCUUGCAAUUUAGCCCAAAAUAGUGGGAUUGAGUCUGGAGAUUUCUGAUUUGUGAAGGCGCCGGCGGGAGCGGUGAAGAUAGGUCUUGGUUUCGAUUCCUUGUUGACUUAACUCUGCUCUGCUCAGCCGCAGUUAAAAUGUCUCACUACCACAUUGAAAGGAUGGAACAUGAUUAUGAAAUCAAUGAUGUGGAGGAUGACAUGGAAGAAGAAUUUCAUAGAAAGGGGAUGGGAUACUCGGAAUCUGAUGAUGAUGAAUAUAUACACAUUAAUGGUGGAAUAACAGAUACUUCAUCAACACAAGCAAGAAAAGGGAAGGACAUACAAGGGAUCCCCUGGGAUAGGCUAAGUAUCACUAGGGCCAAGUAUAGGCAGACUAGACUAGAACAGUACAAAAAUUAUGAGAAUGUUACCAAUUCUGGAGAUGCUUCUGCAAAGGGAUGCAAGCCAACGGAGAAAGGAAGGAUCUAUUAUGAGUUUUGGCGCAAUACAAGGUCUGCUAAAUCUACUAUUCUUCAUUUUCAGAUGAGGAUGCUCAUGUGGAUGAAUGGAUUUUGUUAUGUCUAUCUUUUGUCAAAUUACUCUGUCCUUCAUUGGUCAGCACUAACCCGUCAACAAUCUGAAGUGCUAGACGUUUCAGGUCAUGUUGCUCCAUCAGAGAAGCACCCCGGAAAUCUUCAAGAAGGGUUUUCUCAGACUCAAGUUAGCACUAUGGCAGUCAAGGAUAAGAUACUUGUAGCUGGUGGAUUUCAGGGAGAGCUCAUUUUUAAGUACUUGGACCGUCCAGGCAUAAGCUUUUGCAGCAGAACAACUUAUGAAGACAAUGCAAUAACUAAUGCAGUUGAAAUAUAUGACACUUCCAGUGGUGCUGUUCACUUCAUGGCUUCAAAUAAUGAUUGUGGAGUCAGAGAUUAUGACAUGGAGAAGUUCCAGCUCUCUAGGCAAUUUUGUUUCCCAUGGCCUGUCAAUCACUCAUCUCUCAGUCCUGAUGGAAAACUACUUGUGGUUGUGGGAGACAACCCAGAGGGAAUCAUGGCAGACUCUCACUCUGGAAAGACCAUUCAUGACUUGCAAGGACACCAAGACUACUCCUUCGCAUCUGCAUGGAAUCCUGAUGGCCGAACUUUUGCGACCGGCAAUCAGGACAAGACCUGCAGAGUAUGGGAUGUCAGAAAUCUGUCCAAAUCAGUUUCUGUAUUGAGAGCCAAUCUUGGAGCAAUUCGAUCGAUUCGAUUCACAUCAGAUGGGCAGUUUAUGGCAAUGGCUGAACCUGCAGACUUUGUUCACAUUUUUGAUGUAAAGAGUGGCUAUGAGCAGCAGCAGGAGCUGGAUUUCUUUGGUGAGAUAUCUGGUAUGUCUUUUAGUCCUGAUACUGAGGCUCUUUUUAUUGGCGUUUGGGACCGCACUUAUGGAAGUCUCUUACAGUACAAACGGUGUAGGAACCUUUCUUACUUAGACUUCCUGGUUUGAAAAGCUUGAGAACCCACCCGUGAUCUUUUUCAUUGCUUGUGAGCUAUGGGGAAAUCAUUGUAUUUCAAUAAAAUUAGUAAGAGGAAGAAAUGAAAAUGUUUUGUGUGCAUAGCUUAGGCAAUGAACUGGUGAGAGAGAGAGAGAGAGAGAGAGAGAGAGAGAGAGAGAGAGAGAUGAUGAUGAUGAAAUUAGCUGUAUGUAGUUUAUAUACCAAUGUUUAAACACUUCAUUGUAUUGAUUAAUUUUCGAUCAUUCAAAACUCCAGUCAAGAUUUUUAUU
Messenger RNA from Dendrobium catenatum, 1935 nucleotides. RefSeq lists its product as uncharacterized. The transcript has 11 exons. The coding region runs from base 325 to 1656 and encodes 443 amino acids. The record is from RefSeq and is a predicted model, not a curated record. Gene Ontology annotation, molecular function: protein binding. Lineage: Eukaryota; Viridiplantae; Streptophyta; Magnoliopsida; Asparagales; Orchidaceae.